AUGGCGCCCCCCCCGGCACCGCGCCGUUCCCCCGGGAUCUGUCCCGUCUCCCCGGUGCUCUCGUCGCGGUAUCAGCUGUGGGGCCCCGCCGCGCCCCGGCCCUCAGCAGCGUCCCGCCCGCAGGUGGAGGAUGCGCUCUCCUACCUGGACCAGGUGAAGAUCCGCUUCGGCAGCGACCCGGCCACCUACAACGGCUUCCUGGAGAUCAUGAAGGAGUUCAAAAGCCAGAGCAUUGACACACCCGGAGUCAUCCGACGCGUUUCACAGCUGUUCCAUGAACACCCCGACCUCAUUGUAGGAUUCAAUGCUUUCCUCCCUCUGGGAUACAGAAUAGAAAUUCCAAAGAAUGGGAAGCUAAGUAUACAGUCACCACUGACUAGUCAGGUGCCCUCAGAGGCUGUUCCCAGUGCUCUCCCUGGCAGCGGGCUGUUGUUGCAUUACUCACAGGAGAAUACACACAACCACAGUGACUGCACCGAGGAGUUCAGGCAUCAGCUUCCAUACAAAGAAGACAAAUCCCAAAUUCCUUUGGAGUCUGAUUCUGUAGAGUUCAAUAACGCCAUCAGUUACGUGAAUAAGAUCAAAACUCGCUUCCUUGACCACCCAGAAAUUUACAGAUCCUUUUUAGAAAUUCUUCAUACUUACCAGAAAGAACAGCUUAACACUAAAGGUCGACCCUUCCGGGGCAUGUCAGAGGAAGAAGUGUUUACUGAAGUAGCAAAUCUGUUCAGAGGACAGGAGGAUCUGCUCUCUGAGUUUGGACAGUUUCUUCCAGAGGCUAAAAGGUCUUUGUUCACAGGAAAUGGACCAUGUGAAGUGAACAGUGUCCAGAAAACUGAGCAUGAGAAGAAUCUUGAACACAGCAAAAAGCGAUCCAGACCGCUGCUGUUGCGUCCUGUUUCUGGCCCAGCAAAGAAGAAAAUGAAACUGAGAGGUACCAAAGAUCUGUCAGUAGCAACAGUGGGAAAAUAUGGAACGCUGCAGGAGUUUUCAUUCUUUGACAAGGUGCGCAGAGUGCUCAAAAGUCAGGAGGUCUACGAAAAUUUUCUCCGCUGCAUUGCUCUCUUCAACCAGGAGUUGGUCUCUGGCUCUGAGCUGCUCCAGCUAGUUACGCCAUUUUUAGGGAAAUUUCCAGAGCUGUUUGCACAGUUCAAGUCCUUCCUUGGUGUGAAAGAGCUUUCGUUUGCUUCUCCACUGAGUGACCGAUCUGGGGAUGGAAUGAGCCGGGAAAUAGAUUAUGCUUCCUGCAAACGCAUUGGAUCGAGUUACCGUGCCCUCCCAAAAACCUACCAGCAGCCAAAGUGCAGUGGAAGAACAGCCAUUUGCAAGGAGGUGUUAAAUGAUACCUGGGUUUCAUUUCCAUCCUGGUCUGAAGACUCAACUUUUGUCAGCUCCAAGAAGACUCCUUAUGAGGAACAGUUGCACCGCUGUGAGGAUGAGCGGUUUGAGCUGGAUGUUGUCUUGGAGACCAAUUUAGCCACAAUACGUGUGCUGGAGAGUGUGCAGAAAAAGCUUUCUCGUCUCACUCAAGAGGAUCAGGAAAAAUUUCGGCUGGAUGAUUGCUUGGGAGGAACAUCAGAGGUGAUCCAGCGCAGGGCCAUCUAUCGCAUCUAUGGUGAUAAAGCACCAGAGAUCAUUGAAAGUCUGAAGAAAAACCCAGUUACUGCAGUUCCAGUUGUUCUUAAGAGAUUGAAAGCAAAAGAGGAGGAGUGGCGGGAGGCCCAGCAGGGCUUCAACAAAAUUUGGCGUGAGCAGUACGAGAAAGCCUACCUGAAGUCCCUUGACCACCAGGCUGUCAACUUCAAACAAAAUGACACCAAGGCUUUGCGCUCCAAGAGCUUGUUGAAUGAAAUUGAGAGUGUCUAUGAUGAGCAUCAGGAGCAGCAUUCAGAGGGGAGAAGUUCAUCCACAAAUGAGCCUCAUCUUAUCUUUAUCUACGAAGAUAAGCAGAUUUUGGAAGACGCAGCAUCUCUUAUCAGCUAUUACGUAAAACGUCAGCCUACCAUCCAGAAGGAGGAUCAAGCAACCAUUCAGCAGAUAGUGCACCACUUCAUACCCGAGCUGUUUUUCUCUCAGCCCCCUGAACACAGUAUUUCUGAAGAAUCAACAGAUGAAGACAGAGAAAACCAUCAGGGGCAGAACCUGGAUACUCCAGAGCUACGGAAAAAGCAUGUGCCUGGGCCUCCAAGCAGUCCUUUGGAGACAAAAGCAACCUUCUGUGAUGUUACAGCUGCUGAGCCCCAUAACACUCUGGAUGAUGUUUACAGUCUGUUCUUUGUCAAUAAUAAUUGGUAUUUCUUCCUCCGCCUUCAUCAGACUCUGUGCUCGAGGCUCCUAAAGAUUUAUCGUCAAGCGCAGAAGCAGCUCCUAGAAUAUCGGACUGAAAAAGAGAGGGAGAAACUCCUUUGUGAGGGGAGAAAAGAAAAGACCAAUGAUCCAGCCAUGGAGCUCAGACUGAAGCAACCAAGUGAAGUGGAACUGGAGGAGUACUACCCUGCGUUCCUGGAUAUGGUGAGGAGCCUGCUGGAUGGGAACAUUGACCCAACGCAGUACGAGGACACACUGAGGGAGAUGUUCACCAUCCACGCCUACAUUGGCUUUACUAUGGACAAACUGGUGCAGAAUAUUGUCCGCCAGCUUCACCAUUUAGUGAGCGACGACAUCUGCUUGAAGGUUGUUGAGCUCUACCUGAACGAGAGGAAGCGAGGUGCUGCUGGAGGUAACCUGUCCUCUAGGUGUGUCCGGGCAGCAAAGGAAACCAGUUAUCAGUGGAAGGCUGAACGUUGCAUGGCAGAUGAGAACUGUUUCAAGGUAAUGUUUCUACAGAGGAAAGGCCAGGUGAUCAUGACCAUUGAACUCCUGGAUACAGAAGAAACCCAAACAGAAGAUCCGGUGGAGGUCCAGCACCUUGCUAACUACAUGGAGCAGUACGUUGGGGUGGAAGGAGUUCCAAACAACCAGAAUGAUGGCUUCUUACUGAAACCAGUUUUUCUGCAAAGAAACCUAAAAAAAUUUCGUAAGUGGCAAUGUAAGCAAGUGAGAGCUCUGCGGAGUGAGGUGAAGAGCUCCUGGAAGAGGCUGAUUGGCGUCGAGAGCGCGUGCAACGUGGACUGCCGGUUCAAGCUCAACACCCACAAAAUGAUGUUCAUCAUGAACUCGGAGGAUUACAUGUACAGGCGGGGAGCGCUGUGCCGAGCCAAGCAGGUACAGCCAAUGGUGCUGUUAAAGCACCACCAGCAGUUUGAAGAGUGGCACAACAGAUGGCUAGAAGAGAAUGUGACCAUGGAGGCAGUAGAUGUUGUUCAAGAUUGGCUAAUGGGAGACGAAGAUGAGGAGAUGGUGCCCUGUAAAACAACCUGUGAGACAGUGAAUGUCCAUGGAGUCCCUGUGAACAGAUACAGAGUGCAGUACAGCCGCCGUCCAGCUUCGCCAUGAGGAGAUUUGUGCCUGGGACUUGCUGGUGAAACACAUGUACUCUGAGAAUAGUGGUGGGAAUGCAAUGUAUGUAUUAAUGGUAUUUAUCCAAACAGCAUUUUACUUUGGAUUAUAACGUAUUUUCCAUACGGCAUAGACUUGUCUCCUUGCAGUGUAAUCCUCCAGUCAUCAUGAAGAGACUUAACAGCUUUAAGGAAGAGGGCUCUUGGCAUUGCCACACUUUUUAGUAGUUUCCUAGCUUUAGGCCACUGCUGACCGGCCAAUACAGGAAAGCAGAACAAGUGGGCCAGGCUCCUGGCGAUCUGCCACUGGUGGCUUUGUUGGACAGGAGUUGGCUGGUGCUUGGCAAAUGCUGGCAGCUGCUUCCACUUUGAAAAGUUUAAUGUGCCCUAUCGUCCUGAAUUUGUGCCGUCUUGGAGCCUGCAGAACUCUUCAAUAUAACCUCCAAGUGCCAGCGUGGCACUGAUUGCCAGCCUUGCUGCAGGCUGCUUCCUUAUCUGCGUGUAUUAAUAAGGCAACAGAUGCAGUGUUUGUUACUGGUGCUCUGGUGAGAAAAUGUCGAAACUGAGGCAGAGGUGAACAGCAUACUGACCACUCUUAACUCCUGCUCACCAACUGAGUAUUCUGGAGCAUGAACUAAGGGGAAGAAACCCUGUGAGCUGCAGUGCUGGGGAGAAGAGCCGAGGCCCAUGGCCCACCUGCCCGCAGAGCCCAUCUCACUGCUUUGAGGAUUUGUGACCUGCUGCAGACUGCUGUCUCAGAUCUGAAGCUGCUUGGAGUGUGUGUGUGGAGAAAAAUAUCCAGUGCGAGGUCUGCUCUGAUUAUUUUUGGUAUUUUGCAUGCUGACUGGCAGCCUCUGGAGACUGCGUACUCUUCCUUGUGUGUGCCCAGACUGCGGUUCUGCUGGGUUGUACCACUUAAAUAACGGCAGUAGAUGGAGCUCUUGCAGCACAGCGUUUGCUCUGGAUCUGAAGUUUUGUCCCAGAUACGCCGCUGUUCUGCUAGGUCAGCACAGAUGCUGUGUUUGCAGUGACACAUGGAAGUCUGUAACGGGGAGGAUUAGAUCCAGCCACAACCGCUGAAGCUUUUCCACCAAACCAUCUUUUCUUCUACCCAAGUUUCUUUGAAUAGAAGCAAAAGAAAACAUAACCCAAACCAUACAGAAAACUGCACCAACUGACUGAAAAAAAGGAAAUUCAGCUCUGUCUGUCCUGCAGCCCCGCUGUGACUUUGCUGUUGUUUUUUGGGGCCAAAGGCAAGCAUUCUGUCACGGAGCAUAUGACAGACGUAAUGUGUUGAGGCAGAUCCAGCCUCCUUCAGCUCAACCUCCCGCUUUUCAUGGCUAUUAAGGGAGUAACCCCCCAACCUGGAUCCUUUUUUCGUGGCUUUGAUUUUAGGUUAUCCUUUCUGCCAAACCUAAAUAGCAGCCUGUAGGAUUUGUCCUGGGUUAUUUCCACUGUACAGCGUUGGGUUUUGCAAUUGUCUCACUUGACCGUAGAAAAAUUGGCCUUUGGGGUACAUUUAAUACGAAACUGUACUGACUCUUUGUCUUUUUUGCAAAUUAAUCUGCGGGAGGGAAUGAAGGAGGCCAGUCUUUGGCAUUUGUGGCCACUUGCACAACCGCUGCCAGUGCAGAACUUCUCCUCAAGAACUCAUGUUCUCAUUGUCUGAGUGUCUGUUGAAUUCUGUUACUGAAAUGAGCUGUGGAGGUUCUUCCCCUGCCCACAUAGCUAUGGGAGAGCGAGGUGGAGAGGGGAUUGAGCCCAGUGCAAAGCACAGAAUCCCUUUUUCUUCCUGUCAGCUCAACAGAAUACGCCUCAGUCCUGUUCACCUCUGCUGUCUUCCAGUGGAGAUGAUAACUGUGCCAAAUUUUAUGGUUUUACGAUACAGAAAAAUGUUUACUAGACAAUAGGUUGCAACUUGUGGCUUAAAAUGCGUUUGAUUCCAGGUGUCCCACAGCGUAUGAGGGUAACACACCUGUGUGCCAUCCUGUUCCAUCUCCCCAUUUUUAAGUGUACUUCAGGUAUUUUUAAGCAUCCUUAUUUUGUAAACUUUAAUUUAUAAUCUUGAAUGGAUUACAGCAGACUGUGGCCCUUCGUAGUGCUGUUAUCUCAAAAACAGUGGUAGCAAAUGAUGUGAAGAGAUGGGAUGAGUGGGCAGCACAGGUCUGAGGGUGCUUUGCUGAUGUCUGAGAGUUGAAGCUCAGCUGUUGUGUAUCUGCAAGCACGACCUCGAUUCAAGAGUUUGUUCUUCCAUUUUUUUGAAGGAUCUUUGCUUUUGGGCUUAUUAUUGCUUUGCCAGCUCUUUGAAUGUAGUUUGUUUUUUAUAUUUAUUUGCACAUCCAAGUCAAAUAAAAUACCGAUUUUAAAAGUC
Lagopus leucura (white-tailed ptarmigan) is the source of this 5808-nucleotide messenger RNA. RefSeq names its product SIN3 transcription regulator family member B (gene SIN3B). Lineage: Eukaryota; Metazoa; Chordata; Aves; Galliformes; Phasianidae. Gene Ontology annotation, cellular component: chromatin. The transcript is spliced from 19 exons. Bases 1 to 3435 code for a protein of 1144 amino acids. The record is from RefSeq and is a predicted model, not a curated record. Gene Ontology annotation, biological process: negative regulation of transcription by RNA polymerase II. Gene Ontology annotation, molecular function: transcription corepressor activity.